CACAGCUGUCGGACAAACUUCUACUCUCCCCCCUUUCCGCCUUCACCUUUCACUUGCUGGCCCCAGUUUACCGCAUUUGCAGGGGAUGUCUAGGAGAAGUGCAGCUGGGUCUCCAGCGCCGCUAUCGCUGGUGAAGAGACGAAGGAGACAGAGUCACGGGCACAAGGUGUCUCUGGAGAAGAUAGUGGGUCUGACGUGUGUCACCAGCAACGGUCUCUCGGUCAGCUCUGAGACUGGCUGCGUCACCUACCCUGCAGGGUGUGUGGCGGUUCUGCACCUCCCCAAUGCAAACGGACGACAGCUCCACAUUCUCAACACUACAAAGAAACCCAUAUCAGCUGUGUGUCUCUCUCCUGACGGAAAGUAUCUAGCCAUUGGAGAGUAUGGGCACCAGCCCAGCGUCCAGGUAUGGAACGUGGCCGGGUCUCCCAGUCAUGUCUCGGAGCUCAAGGCCCACAAGUAUGGGGUCCAGUGUAUGGCGUUCAGCCCCUCAAUGAAGUACCUGGUCUCUGUGGGCUACCAGCACGACAUGCACAUCCAUGUGUGGAAUUGGAAAUCGGGUCACCGUGUAGCAACCAACAAGAUCACUUCCAAAGUCUACGGACUCUCUUUCUCAGAGGACGGCAAGUAUUUUGUGACGGCCGGGAAUCGGAGGGUUCGUUUCUGGACCAUGCUUCCCUCCGGUCGGGAGGAAAACCAUACAGCUCCUCUGAAGGGGCGUUCGGCCGUCCUUGGUGACCUACAGGACAACUGUUUCGUGGCGGUAGAAUGUGGGCGUGGCUCCAUCUCCUCCUACACCUACGUUCUGACCAGGACUGGGGUGCUGUGCAAGUUUGGUCACGACAGGUCUCUGGAUCAGUUUGUCAACGUUCAGGCAAGGCCCGGGCGGAGUCUGUCUCUCUGUGAGUCUUACAUCAUUUGUGGGUGUGGUGAGGGCGUGGUCAGACUGUUUGACCCUUGCACCUUGGAUUACUUGCUCACCGUGCCACUCCCUCACCCUCUCGGAGUUGACGUGGCCCUCCCUCUGAACCCCAGUCAACAGAACGAAGGGGAGAAAUAUCCAGACACUGUUGCAACAGCCCUCGACUUCAACCACAAGAGGUUGUCGGUGGUGUACAGCGACCACAGUCACUACGUAUGGGACGUGGGGAACCUUCGUCAGAUACGAAAGACUCACUCGUCUCUCCAUCACAGUGCCUGCAUAUGGGACCUCUGUCUAUACCCCUCUCCACCAGAAGGAGGCGUCCUGCCUCCCUCCACUCUGGUCACAUGUUCCACUGACAACACUGCCAGGUUCUGGAGCAUGGACACUCCUGGACUGGCCCGACAAGCCUCUAGUUUGGUCAGAAAUGUGUAUUCUAAGGAACUGAAGAGAGUCAUAUAUACCAGUUCAGACCUCUCCUCUCUCUCUGACGCCAGCAAAUACCCCGGAGAUGCGAGUGCAGUGGCGGACAUGCAGAGAGGUGUCCGCUGUGCCAAGUUCCACCCGCGAGGCCACCAACUGGCUCUGGGAGACAGAGCUGGCAACAUCAGGGUUUAUGAGCUGCAAUUCAUGGAUGUCGUGUUUCAAGUCGAGGCUCACGACUCUGAGGUCCUCUGCAUCGAGUACUCCCCUCUCAGUGAUGGUCUGCAGUUCAUGUGCAGUGCAAGUCGAGACAGACUCAUCCACGUCUUCACUGCUGGAGAACACUACCAGCAUGUUCAGACCAUCGACGACCACUCUGCUUCUAUCACUGCCCUGCGAUUCACCGGUAAUCAACUUCUUUCCUUCCAUCUAACCCCUCUCCCUCUUUCUCUCUCCUUUGAUCAAUCUGUCUUCCUGUAUAUAUAUGUACAGUGAGGGGAGAUCUCCAGUUGCUGAGCUGCGGAGCCGACAAGUCUAUCAUGUUCAGAACCCUCCAGAAAUCUCCAGGCCCCGAGUUCCAGAGAACCUCUCACAUUGCCUGCAAGUCCUCCAUCUACGACAUGGAUAUCGACGUAGUCGGCAAACAUAUGGUGACUGCAGGCCAAGACAGACUCCUCAGAGUCUACCAGCUAUCUUCAGGCAAGCAAAAGGCUGUAAUCAAAGCCUCAACAGGAGACGAAGGCUCUCUAAUAAAAGUUGCCAUGGAUCCUUCAGGACUGUAUGUGGCCUGCAGUAGCUCUGAUAAGACUGUGUCUCUCUUUGAUUUUUACUCCGGAGAAUGCCUUGCGAAACUCUACGGCCACUCAGAGGUGGUGACGCAGGUAAAGUUCAGCACUGACUGCAGAUUCCUCUACUCAGUCUCUGGUGAUGGGUGUAUCUUCAUAUGGCAUCUAUCAGAGGACCUCACUCAGACAAUGCACGACAGACUGACUGAAAUCGGAGCUCCCGUGACCGCACCCCUGCAACUCGCUCCAAUUAAAGCCCCUCCCUCGUCGCCGCUGCGGAGAGAGACGUAUUUUGUGAGCAAGGAGAGAGGCACGCCCGCUGGCAGCGAGGAGAUUGACAGCAGUGACGAUGGUCAUUUCAGACUGAGUGUGAGUCAGCUGCCAGCCUGGGCCAAGAGACAUGUCCAGGCAAGACCCUCCAUCGCCCAGAGCUUCAGCACAUCCUCGCUGGAGAAGGCAGGGGUGGAGGGAGGGAGAGAUGAGGGAGGAGGAGUGGAGGGCCGCUGGGCUGAGAGGGUGGCUAGAGAUCCUGAUGUUCCGCUCCUCAAUAGAACUGCCAGUGCACCAGACGUUACCAUUACUGUCAUUGACCUGACCAGUCCGGAGAAAGAGAAGAGGAACGAAGAUGAAGAUGGAGACGUGUUCUUUCCUCCUCCAGUGACUCCAGCCGUUGAUCCCAGUGGGUUCAAGGUCACCACACCAAAGAAGAAGGCAAAGAACAGACCUCCGGCAGACUCCGUUCAGGAAGAUGAGGAAGAGGAGGAAGAGGAGGAGGAGGGAGAAGGGUCCGGAACCUCUCAAACUUCGUCUCCAGAGGGACUAAAGGACUUCAUGAAGACAACGUUUGAGAGCCUGGGUUCAGAGAAGGCAGCCGAUGACUUCUUUGCCCGCUCGCCGACUGACCCUCGCGACCUCCGUCUCUCCAUCUCCGCCAGGUUCUUCUCCCAGAGUGGCAAGCACAAGCUCCCAGGAUGGUCUCAGAACGUGACGGCCAGUAGGAGAAGCUGGUCGUCUCCUGAUCUGCCUCUACCUGCUCGGCUGACCACACCCCCUGUGGAACCAAUGCCACUGGUUGAGGAAGACGAUAGUAGCGAGAGUAGGGUUGAGAGAGGAGGGGAAGAGGGGGGAGGAGGGGAAGAGAAGAAAGAGGGAGGAGGGGGAGAGGAAGAAAGAACAACAGACGAAAACGAGGGAGAGAUGGAAGAGAGAGAAGUGGGAGGAGAGACAGAGAAAGACAAGAGUAAUGCUGUGGAAGGAAAAGAAGAGAGAGAGACAGAUAUCGAGGUGACAGCUGUGAAAACUCCAGAGAAGGUGACGAAACGAUCUCCGUCAAUCCAAGAAGAGAUCGACAAGACAAGGAAGAGGUUGGAAGAGCUGGGGUAUGGCUCUCUAGCAAAAGGAACCACAACAAGUUCUAAAACUGUGACCCCUCCUCACUCAACACACACCCCACCACAGGAAAGUGCAGCAGUAGAAGGUCCAUCUCUACUAUCCAGAGUGACACAGUGUAUAGCUGACAUCAAUGAGGGAUUCAGAAACAUGGUAGCUCUCCACCAAAUGGCAGUAGAUGGUCUUGGGUGUGGGCAGGGGGAAGAAGAGAGGAGAGGGGAAUGUGAGGAGGCCAUUGGAGCUAUUGCUACAGCUGUCGUUAGCCUGAAGAGACGGUCGGUCAGUAUGGCCAACAGACAUCGACGGAGAUGGAGGGACGUGGCGCGGGGGAGGGGGACGAGGGAGGCAGAGAGCUCUGGUAGCAGCUCCAGAGAGAGCUUGGAAUCCGGAGAGAGGGACGAGAGGGAGAGGAACAGUGCAGAGAGGGAGAAAGGGGAGGGAGAAGAACCAGAAGUGAAGGUGAUGCAGGAUUUGGGUGGAGCAGUGGGUGUGGUUGGCAGGGAAGAGGGCGUGGUCGGUGGAGAAGAGGGUGUGGUUGGCAGGGGAGGGAGUGUGGUCGGUGGAGAAGAGGGUGUGGUAAUGGGAGAAGAGGUAUUAGCUUUACUGGACCGUUACUCUCAGCAACUUGUUCAUCUUGUCCGUCAAAAAACAGCACAACCACAUCAGUGAUUAUAUACUCUGUCAUUUUUACACUUCAUAAUUAAUUCUGAAACCUUAUGACAAAAAUACGCGCAUGCUCGGAAGUGUUUUUAUGACGUCACGCGCCCAGGGUGGGCACUAUUUGGAAGUUUCAGCACCGCGACGUGAAAAUCAUGACGAACUUCAACUGGUACUUCACUCGAGAGGAGAUAGAGAACAAGAGCCCCUCGCGCGAGGACGGAGUCACGCUACCCACGGAGAUCCGCUACCGUCGGGAGGGCGCCCGGCUCAUUAUAAACGCAAGCAAUACGCUUGGCCUUCGUUACGACACGACAGCGACAGGAGUGGUGUUCUUCCACAGGUUCUACAUGCUGCAGAGUUUCCGACAGUUCAGCAGGUGGGUGGUGGCCGCAGCUUGUCUUCUCCUGUCAGGGAAGGUGGAGGAGACUCCCAAGAAAUGUCGAGACAUCAUUAAAGUCUGCCAGGCUCUGCUGAACGAACACCAAAUGGCCCACUUCGGCUCCAGUCCCAAGGUUGGGUAGUAUCCUGAGA
Geodia barretti is the source of this 4710-nucleotide messenger RNA. The record is from the annotation of a GenBank genome assembly. NCBI's taxonomy places the organism in Eukaryota, Metazoa, Porifera, Demospongiae, Tetractinellida, Geodiidae.